Molecule: messenger RNA, 741 nt
Organism: Babesia sp. Xinjiang
Lineage: Eukaryota; Apicomplexa; Aconoidasida; Piroplasmida; Babesiidae
Exons: 1
Coding region: 1-741 (246 amino acids)
Biological process (GO): endoplasmic reticulum unfolded protein response
Cellular component (GO): Hrd1p ubiquitin ligase ERAD-L complex; endoplasmic reticulum membrane
Molecular function (GO): misfolded protein binding; ubiquitin-specific protease binding
Source: RefSeq, a predicted model, not a curated record
AUGGUGCCGAUGGUAGAUGAGGAGAAGCACAGCUUGAGUUCUCUAUUGGACUCACGCGAACACUGGUGGAUUUCUAGAUAUCUGAAGGCAGUGCAACGGGUACCGCCUAUUACCGGAACAUAUGUCAUGCUAUCUACAGUUAUGUCACUCCUCUCCUGGGCGUUUAAUGAGAAUUACCCACUUGAGGUGAUGCAGUUCGACCUGCAGCGAUUAAAGCGAGGGGAGAUGUGGCGCAUUUUGACACCGUUUCUGAACUUUGGCCAGCUGUGGCUCGGUCAUUUGUUCAUGGCGCAAUCCGUCCUACUCUACAUGUCGUCAGUCGAGAUCGCGCAUUGCACGAGGCCGGAAAAGUUCCUAGAGUUCAUGGCAUUCGGCGCUGCAUUUCUGUCCAUGUAUGGAGUUGCAGAGGCUUUAGCGGGACGCCAGGAUAGUACGAUGUCUAGUGCGGCGUAUCACCUGCACACCUAUGUGCUGUACUACUGGAGUCGACUAAACGAGGGAUCCGUAGUCAACUGCUUCGACAUGUUCAACCUCCCGGCCGAAAGCGUGCCAUUUCUGUUUCUGCUACAGAACUACCUCCUAUACCGCGAAUUCUACGUAUCGGAUCUUGCGGCAAUAGCCGCUGCCCACUUUUAUUAUUACUUCUUGUCGAACUCCCAAGUUGCGUGGCCGCUACAACGACUGCGGACAGGUAGUUUUAAGAAACUUUAUCAGCGUUUUGACAACGAAAUAUCUCGUUAA